ACUCCCUCCCCUUAUGUCUCUGUGUUUUCUCUCGCUUACUGCCGACCCCCCCCCAUCCUAUCCCACCCCAGCCAGCAAAGACACACAUCACAUUGCGAAGGGAGGCCAACAGAAAAGUUUAAUGUGAGUUUAGCGAACAAACAGUAAGCAUGCUCUUUCGGUGCUGUGUCUGCAGCGAGCACACACGGGUACUCGAAGAAAGAAGUUUUGUGUGCUCGGAAGAUGAUGGGGGGAGGGGCUGCCAAGGCCAGGCUGAAUGCUAAUUGCCAGUGAGUUGUUCGGGGAGACUGUGUAAGAAUGGAAGAUUUGUUGUAAAACAGUCACUAGUUCUGUUGUGCUGAGUUGAGAGGUUACCCUAGCCUUGUAAAGGUGCCAGACAUAUGCACAGCUAAAAGAAGGAACGUACCGGAGUUUCUGACAUUGUGGAUGAUCUAGGGACCAUAGAAAAUUGGCAAAUCAGAUUUAUUUAGCAGCACAGAACUCCCAAGAGCUCCAAAGAGCUCCUUAAAGGAACCUGCAAGCAGUCCAUGUAGUACCUCUUUUUAUUUUUCCUCUUCAGUGUGCUCAGAGAUGUAAGUAUGUGGACAAUGCAGGGUUUCACAUUUCUCAAGAAGGUCAUACCGUCUCGGCUGCCAGAUUGGACUAGGUGUUUAAUUUGCUGGCUGAAGGAGAACAUAAAGUGAAGGGAUCGAUGGAAUUAAAGCUCAGCAUCUCUCCCUGAGGCCCUCCGAGAUUUGUCAGUGUGCACGGAAAACGUUUUACCAGCAUUGUGAAGGAUAAACCAAGGAGUACGUGUUUUUUUUUACCCAUGUUCACCCCCAGGUACACCCAUGGGUGCUGUAACUGUCUUGUUGGUGAGCCCUAAUUAACAUUCUGUACCUACUGUACAGGCUUUGGUUUGUCUUUUUUUUUCUUGUUCCUCUGUGGAGUAACCUUCUCCUCACUCUUGAUAGCUUGGUCUCAGCAGUUUGAUUUGCAUAGAAAUGAAAAGGUGAGUUAAUGAUUCAUUGGCUCAAGCUGACCUUCCAAAUUCUUCUCAACAGUGAAGCAGCUCUGCGGUUCAGUUUCUUUUGUUUCCUGCCGUUUUGAGGACUGUCGUCUGGCUGUCUUGCCCCAGCGAUGUGCGUGUCUGAUUGCUUGGAUAGCCCUGUGUGUUUUAGUGUAAUUCCCUCCCUGGAUUAUUAAGCAGUAUGAUCCCAGCAUUGCUGUUUCCUUACUGUAAAUCACGCCUGGAGUAGGGACACCUCUGAACACAGCAGAGUUUGGCAUUCUAUCAUGUUUCAGCUGACUGCUCUCACUGAUGUGUUUGUUUGAAACACAUCAGAAAAAGAAAUGGAUUCCGACUCGGAUUCUCCAUUUAAUUACUCUUGGCCUUCCUUUCCCAAAAUGAGGAUUCGACGGAGAUCUUCAAAGCAAGAAAAAAAUCACUCUCCUUCUUUCAAGAAACCUCAGAUACACUCCACAUUCACUGCAGCUUCCAGACUCUCGGCAAUGCUGAAUGGGAAGGAUGAAAUUUAUGCCAACUCCAUGCUUGUAGAUAAGGUGGAUGACCUGGAUAUAAAAUACAGCAUUGAUGGGGUCACCACUGAAAGCACACAGACAGACAGCUGUGCAUCAGAUCUGAGACAGGGAAGACUCUCUCACUCUGGAGUUCACUUCCCAGAGGAAGCAGGUUCAUCCGCCUGCUGUAAUCACAUUUCCGAACAUUGUGGUGACGAAAGGCAUACGAGCAACAAUGCAGGAGACAGAGAACAAUUUCCUUCAGUUUCCCCUGCCAACUUGGCACUGGCUAGACUGAAUCAACCACACCGGCCUCAUGUCUUCAAUAAAGAAGGAAGUCCACCGCAGAACAGCACAUGCACACUGAGCCCCAAUUUGGUCGCUCUUGAAGUAGACAGUGAAGAUGAUGAUACAUUAGACAAAUCUCCUCUAUCCCAAGCUUCUACAUCUCCCCAGUCCGUUGCAGCUCUGCAGCCAAGCAGUGCGGACGAGCAGGACUCCUUUGACACUUCCCCUGAGCUCAGCUCCAGUAGGGCCAGAUCCUUGUCUUCACAUACCAACACCCUCUCAAAGGCCUAUGAAGUUCACAGUCCGCAGGAGUCAGGGGACCCUGGGAUCCGGCUGCGCUCCUACUCCUAUUCCUCCCCCAAGAUAAGCCUCUCCAGGCCGCGAUUCUCUCGGGACACCAACAUCUCAGAUCUCACCGAAGAUGGUGUGUUCAACAGCAGCGGCCGAUCCCUCCUUCAGGCUCUGUCUCUAUCUAAAUCAAUGUCUCUUCUCAACCCUGUUAAGCAGCGUGCUUUCAGCUUGCCUGAACACCCAAGAGAGAAAAGGGAGUUAAGUUUCCGUAAAAGGGCUCAAUCAGCCGAGGACGAGGGCAGCGCCGAGCUGGCAGACUCCCUUCAGCACCUCACUCUCUCCGAGUUCCUCAAGGAAAUUGAAGAGGAAGAAUGGGAUAAAUACAUCAUUCCUUCAAAGUCUGAAUCAGAAAAGUACAAAGUGAGCCGCACCUUCAGUUUCCUGAAAAGCAGGAUGUCCAGCACACGGAGCAAGAACAAGGGGAAAAACAAGGAUAAAGAAGGAAAGGAAAAGUUGGUCAAUGGACACCAGUUUCUUGCUGGUUCUUGCUCUGGGCUGACAUUGUGUUUGGUCUGUGACAAACCUGCCAUCGGAAAAGAGCUCCUACAGUGUUCCAAUUGCACUAUCAAUGUACACAAAGGCUGUCGAGAUUCUUCCACUCCAUGCCUUAAGAAGCUGCAAGAUAAGUAUGGAGUAACAGUAAAGUCUAAGACGGCAUCUCUCCCACUGACUUCAUCAACAAGAGAAAUCCCUCAUUCUUCUGGUUCACUAAACACUUCGUCUCCAUCCCUCCCUGUGAUGAUGGCCAAGGAUACGAAGAGAGAACAGUCCUACCAGGCGCAUCCUCUGUCCAAGAGCGCAUCUGCUGUUACUGAGCGGAGGCUGAGUGAGGGUAUGGAGGCUGAUGUAGACAGCAGCAGUUGGAGGGGCAGGUCUCAAUCAGAGGAGAUCCUGCAGGUGAUGGGGACAUCACCCUCCACGGACAGUUUUAUAAUAGAAGACACAGUGGAUGUCCCUUUGCGCAGUGACUUCAGUGCUGAUUUGCUAGACUAUGAAGCAGAGUCCUGGAGUCUGUAUGUAGACCCCAAGUUCUGCAGCAAACAGGAGAAGCGCGUUAUCAAGAGGCAGGAUGUUAUCUAUGAACUAAUGCAGACAGAGAUGCAUCACAUCCAGACACUGACCAUCAUGUCUGAGAUCUUCAGAAGAGGCAUGAAGGAGCAGCUACAGUUGGACCAUUACACUGUGGACAAGAUCUUCCCCUGUCUAGACGAGCUCUUUGAUAUCCACAAGAGCUUCUUUAGUGCAAUGAAGGAGCGACGCCAGCAUGGCACAGAGGAGAACAAUGACAGGAACUUCCUUAUUGACAGAAUAGGAGAUGUCCUUGUGCAGCAAUUUUCUGAUGAAAAUGCAACGAAAAUGAAACAGGUGUAUGGAGAAUUUUGCAGCCACCACACAGAAGCUGUGAACUUUUUUAAAGAGCUGCAGCAACAGAAUAAGAAAUUUCAAGCAUUUAUUAAACAACAAAGUAAUAACUCUUUGGUUCGAAGGAGAGAAAUCCCAGAAUGCAUCCUUUUGGUAACACAACGCAUAACCAAGUACCCAGUCUUGGUGGAACGAAUUCUUCAACACUCAAAGGAGGGCACAGAGGAACACGCAGACCUGAUUCGUGCACUAUCAUUGAUCCGGGAGGUGAUCGCUGCCGUGGACCUGAAGGUCAGCGAGUACGAGAAGGAGCAAAAGUUAGUGGAGAUCCUGAACCGGAUAGAGAAUAAGACCUUUGCCAAGCUGAAGAAUGGGCACACCUUCCGCAAGCAGGACCUAAUGAGCCAAGGCAGGACCCUGCAGCACGAUGGCCUAGUGUACUGGAAGACAGCCACAGGGAGGCUGAAAGAUAUCAUGGCACUGCUUCUUACUGAUGUUCUCAUAUUUCUUCAGGAAAAAGACCAAAAAUAUAUCUUCGCAACAGUGGAUCAGAAGCCUCCAGUGAUCUCUCUGCAGAAACUGAUUGUAAGGGAGGUGGCCAAUGAGGAGAGAGGGAUGUUUCUUAUCAGUGCAUCCUCAGCGGGUCCUGAGAUGUAUGAAAUCCACACAGCAUCCAAGGAAGAGCGUAACAACUGGAUGAGACUGAUCCGAGAGGCAGUGGAAAGCUGUCCCGAAGAGGAGGAAGAGCGCACUAGCGAAACUGAGGAGGACAAGCGAGCUGCUGAAGCCAGAGCUCAGAAGAUUCAAAAAUUUCAGGAAACUCUGAUUAACCAGGACCAGCAGAUCUGUAACAGUCUGGAGGAGAAGCUCAGGAUCUACGCCGAGUUGACAGUAAUGAGUGUCAAUGAGGAGUCUGCUCCUGAUCCUCAUCUUCUGAUCCGGCCGGACCCAGAGGAGGUGCCCCAAGCUGCAGUCCUCUUGGCAGCUGCGCUCAGAGAGGCUGAAAAACUAACUGCUGCACUGACAUCUCAGUCAUGGUCCUCUGACAGCCAAUCACAGGAGAGUGUUGCAGAACCCAGCUCGCCAGGGAAACUCAAAGACUUUGGAAGUUUUAGUAGCAUCCCAGAGUCUCCAACUGAAUCAGAUUACCCGAACACUCAAAGUUCGAGCUCUGUGUCUCUGACUUCAGACUCUGAAAUGAGAGAAGGAGAGUGGUCUGGGGACAUUUUGCAAUCCCUGACUGAAGUCAGAAGAGGGGAUGCCACCAAUAUUAACCUUAAGGUGGUGCAGAGUGUUCAGAGCUUGACACAGUUACUUUACAGCCUACAGGCUGCAGUGACCAUUCAGGACAGCUGCUAUGAAGUCCAGAAGCUAAUCCUACAGGAAAAUGAGCGCUUGCCUCGUCUUCCCAGUUCCCGUGGCAACCUGCUGCAAGAGCAGGAGAAGCAGCGCAACCUGGAGAAGCAGCGGGAGGAGCUGGCCGGGGCGCAGCGACUGCAGAACCAGCUCAGACAGGAGCAGCAGCGCUGGGAGCGCGAGUGCGAGCUCCGCCAGCGCCAGCAGGGGGAGAAGGAGAGCCAGCUGGAGCACCGCGAGCGAGACUGCCACCUGCAGGCCGAGCAGCUCCAGCGCGACCGGGAGGAGCUGGAGGCCCAGCUCCGCGAGUACCAACACAGCCUGGAGCGGCUGCGGGAGGGCCAGCAGUUGGUGGAGAAAGAGAGGGAGAAGCUGGAGACCCAGCAGAGUAUGCUGCAGGGCUGGAGGCACAACCGCCAGAGAAGCCUGCCAGUCAUGAUGAUCCCACUGGACAGCAACCAGGGUACAAGUCACAGCCGCUCGGAAAGUUUUGAUGGGGAUGGCUCUGUGUUUGUCAACGAGGCAGCCUUGCAGAUGUCUCUGAACAGCCACCACCGGACAAGCUCUCUGGUGUACACAAAUAAUCCCAGUGCACACAACAAUCUGAACUCAGUGAUUGCAAGGACAAAUGACAAACAGGGCAACCAGAGAACUGACUUUUCGUACAAUCCACUGGGCUCCAGUCAAAGCAGAAGAACGACAACCGCACAACAACAAAUUCCAUUGUAUACUGGGACCAGCGCUGGAGGACACGGCGACAGAGCAAAUAACGAUAUCAACACACAUCAUUAUAGCACUGACAGACCGCCUCCAGAACAGGGGAUGAGUGGAUCCAGUUUCUAUCAUGGAUACUCACAGUCACCUCCAGGCAAUCUGCUGACAAAUCCACAGACCUACAUCUCUCUGGAACCUGAGAAUGGAGAAGAUGAUGGAGAAGAGAAUAUAGUGUACCUCUGAGUCAAUCUGCAGAGCAGUGCUUCGGCCUCAAGGAAGUGUUGUAUAUUUUCUCACUUAAACACUCAGAGAUUAAAGAGCUGUUAAGAGGGUUUCAUGUAUACCUGUGUGUAUAUAUUACAAAUACAGGUUAGAAUAUGUAUUAUAUACUGUAUGCACAUACAGUACUUGUUAUUAGUGCUUAAACUGUACAAGCACAUACAGUGGUGUGAAAAAGUGUUUGCCCCCUUCCUGAUUUCUUAUUUUUUUGCAUGUUUGUCACACUGAAAUGUUUC
Molecule: messenger RNA, 6086 nt
Organism: Lepisosteus oculatus (spotted gar)
Lineage: Eukaryota; Metazoa; Chordata; Actinopteri; Semionotiformes; Lepisosteidae
Gene: arhgef28a
Product: Rho guanine nucleotide exchange factor (GEF) 28a
Biological process (GO): regulation of Rho protein signal transduction
Molecular function (GO): guanyl-nucleotide exchange factor activity
Source: RefSeq, a predicted model, not a curated record